AUGUCACACAGUGCUUUCUUCUGUCUGUGUAUGUUCAUCACAAAAUAUGUUUUGAGUGAUAAUUCAGAUGAACUGAAGACAGUUUUGGAGGGAGAUUCUGUCACUCUACACACUAAUAUUACUGAAGUACAGAGAGAUGAUCUGAUACUGUGGAGGUUUGGACCUCGAAACACUCGAAUAGCUGAAAUCAUUAAAAGGGACCAAAUAAACUUUAUUUCGGUCAGUAAUGAUGAAAUAUUCAGAGAUAAACUGCAACUGAACAAUCAGACUGGAUCUCUCACCAUCAAGAACAUCACAAUCACUCAUACUGGACUUUAUCAGCUUGAGAUGAUCCGCAGUGGAGGAACUUCAGUGAAGAGAUUCAGUGUUACUGUAUACGCUCGUCUUCCCGUUCCCAUCAUCACCGGAGUCUCUUCUCAAUGUUCUUCAUCAUCUGAAAGUUCAUCUAAAUGUGUGUUGGUGUGUUCAGUGGUGAAUGUGACACAUGUGACUCUCUCCUGGUACAAAGGAAACAGUUUAUUGUCCUCCAUCAGUGUGUCUGAUCUCAACAGUCUCUCUCUACCUCUGGAGGUGGAAUAUCAGGAGAACAACAUCUACAGCUGUGUGAUCAACAAUCCCAUCAGAAACCAGACUAAACAUCUCAACAUUAAUGAAGUCUGUCAGAUGUGUUCAGAUUCACUGCCGUCCACUGGGGGAGGGGCGAGCUGGUGUUUGCCAGAGGACGGAGGAGCAGUUGAGGACCAGGCGACAACUGCAAUGCUGUUGGCUCUCAAAUGGGUAGGUGAUAUACAGGCGCUGUUGGUUGAAAGUUCAUGGCUGGAAUUCGGUCAGGGGCUUUCAAAUGCCACCAUCAAACACAAAAAAGGCUAUGUGCCUAAGGUGCUUCCCAUGCCCUUCAGGGCUCAGAUAGUGCACCUACAAGCUUUCACUUCACCACGUCUAUUUCGGAUGAGGAGCAGUUAG
Xyrauchen texanus (razorback sucker) is the source of this 963-nucleotide messenger RNA. RefSeq lists its product as uncharacterized. The coding region runs from base 1 to 963 and encodes 320 amino acids. NCBI's taxonomy places the organism in Eukaryota, Metazoa, Chordata, Actinopteri, Cypriniformes, Catostomidae. The record is from RefSeq and is a predicted model, not a curated record. The transcript has 5 exons.